UAAAACGUUAUCUGCACGGCGAGGAAAGAAAUACAGGUCCAAACUGAGUUCCGUAGAUGGGAAUAUCUAGGACGCUUGAGGAAUAGUGGUCAUCAUUUGCAUUGACGUACACAAAAUAUUCAGCAUGACAACAAAAGUUGCAGUGGUAACUGGUUCCAACAAAGGAAUAGGGUAUGCUAUUGUAAGAGGCCUGUGCAAGCAAUUCCAAGGUGAUGUUUUUUUGACAGCAAGAAAUGAAGAACUUGGUAAAAAGGCGGUCCAGAGCUUAAAUGAUGAGGGCCUUAACCCUAAAUUCCACCAACUUGAUAUCAAUGAUCAAACCAGCAUCGAAGUGUUUAGAGACUUCAUCCAGAAUACGUAUGGAGGCUUAGAUGUUCUAGUAAAUAAUGCAGGAAUCACAUAUAAACUAGGAUCAACUGCCCCUAUCAGUGAGCAGGCUGAAGUCACGAUGAAAACAAAUUACUUUGGAACUGUCGCUAUAUCAGAUGCAUUUUUCCCGCUUCUGAGACCGCAUGCUAGAGUGGUCAAUGUAUCUAGUAUGACAAGCAGCUAUGCCAUCAGGAAAUGUAGUCCCGAAAUGCAAGCUAAAUUUCUGAAUCCUAACAUAACAAGAGAGGAACUGACGAUAUUACUUAACGCUUUCGUACAGGCGGCAAAGACGGGGGAUCAUGAAAAGGAAGGCUAUUCGGAUAGCUCUUACGGAAUGUCAAAAAUCGGAAUUACGGUGCUCUCUCAAAUCCAAAAUCGUCAGCUUUCUACUGACCCCAGAGAAGACAUCAUCGUCAAUGCUUGCUGUCCAGGAUAUGUGGACACUGAUUUGACCUCUCACAAAGGUACAAAAACCAUCGACGAAGGCGCUGACACGCCCAUUUAUUUGUCUCUUCUUCCAGAAGGGACCAAAAGCCCCGCUGGUGACUUUGUUGCAGGCAAACAAGUACAUAAAUGGGAUGAGUAUACCUACAAAGUAGAUUAAAUAGUGCUCAACGUGUGCAACAUUUACGUCAUCAUGACGUCAGUGACAUUGUCUGUGCAGUAUACAGGGAUACUACAUUACUGUCUUUCUGAUAGUAUAUAAGUUAUGUUACUUGUAAUUAAUUGUACUAGAAGAAUAAAUGGAUACAUACUA
This is a messenger RNA of Ostrea edulis (European flat oyster), 1126 nucleotides long. Its product is annotated as carbonyl reductase [NADPH] 1-like. The transcript has 2 exons. The record is from RefSeq and is a predicted model, not a curated record. Bases 125 to 973 code for a protein of 282 amino acids. Gene Ontology annotation, molecular function: carbonyl reductase (NADPH) activity. NCBI's taxonomy places the organism in Eukaryota, Metazoa, Mollusca, Bivalvia, Ostreida, Ostreidae.